UUACCAGUAUUUUCGCAAAAGUGAUCCAGUAAAAUAGAAGCUUAAAAAAGAAAAAUAAAAUGAAAAUUAAAGGUUUAGUGACUCUGUGUGUGGUUCUGCUGAGCCUUGGUUUUAGCAAUGCGGGAGUAACGGUGGAACAAAUGCAAAAAGCCGGAGAAUUGGUGAGGUCCAUUUGUCAGCCAAAGUUCAAAAUGUCUGAUGAUCAGGCCAACCAAUUCGGACAAGGAAAAUUCCCAGAUGACAAAAACUCCAAAUGUUACGUCAAUUGCAUUUUAGAGAACAUGCAAUCGAUGAAAAGAGGAAAGUUCCAAUACGAGAACAGUAAGAAACAGGCAGAGAUUCUUCUUCCGGAUGAGAUUAAAGAACCUACUCUGAAAGCUAUGGCAGCCUGCAAAUCAUCAACGGACGGGAUUAAGGACAACUGCGAGGCAUCAUAUGCUUUGUUGAAAUGCCUUAAGAACAAUAAUGAAGCUUUCUUCUUCCCAUAAAAUUUAUCUGUGAACUUUUAUAAUGUAAGAUAGACUUUAUUCUUGUGUCAUUGUUGUGUUUUAGAAAUAAAUUGCUUCAAUUAAAAAAAAA
This is a messenger RNA of Phlebotomus papatasi, 579 nucleotides long. RefSeq names its product general odorant-binding protein 72-like. The coding region runs from base 60 to 488 and encodes 142 amino acids. The transcript is spliced from 2 exons. Gene Ontology annotation, biological process: olfactory behavior; sensory perception of smell. Gene Ontology annotation, molecular function: dibutyl phthalate binding; odorant binding. Gene Ontology annotation, cellular component: extracellular region. The record is from RefSeq and is a predicted model, not a curated record. NCBI's taxonomy places the organism in Eukaryota, Metazoa, Arthropoda, Insecta, Diptera, Psychodidae.